AUUCCAUCCACUCAGUCAUUCGCUCGGUCGCCAGUCGCGAGUGAUAAGCGUUCAUGGAUGGAUGUGUGAAACAUUCUUUCGAUUGCCGCGCAAAUACCGUUUCGAACGCGUUAAUUGGAUCUAACGUGAUUAAAAAUUACCUUAGAUUGUUUUGUGUUUAUCAUAAGUGGAUUUAUUGUGUUCCGUUACUCUUGUAUGUGUGUGUGAAACAAGUUAACAAAUAUUUUUUUGUGAUUUAUGUUUGGAUUUUUCUCCGCCGACGUUUUUGUUAUGGCUUGAGUAAUGGAGGGCGAUUGUGCGGAGGAGGGCUGGCUGCUCGUGCGCGUGCACGUGCCCGAGCUGAAUGUGCAGAAGAGCCUGCAGUUCUCUCGCGACCAGCUCGUGUGGGACGUCAAGCAGCAGUGCCUUGCCGCCUUGCCUAAGGUGGCCACUUGGUAUCGGGAAUUGAAAGAGAGCUUCAACUAUGGUCUGUUCUGCCCGCCGGUCAACGGCAAGGCCGGCAAGUUCCUGGAUGAGGAACGUCGUCUGGGUGACUAUCCCUUUAACGGACCUGUUGGAUACCUGGAGUUGAAAUAUAAAAGACGCGUGUACAAGAUGUUGAAACUGGACGAAAAGACACUGAAAGCGUUGCACUCGAGGGCGAAUCUUCGACGCUUCUUGGAACACGUGACUCAUGGACAGAUAGACAAAAUUACGAAGGCCUGUGCUAAAGGACUCGAUCCCAAUUUCCAUUGUCAAGAUACUGGCGAAUCCCCUCUUACAAUCGCAGCUAGCCUUAAAUCACCUGGUAAAGUAUUGAUUGCCCUCGUAAAUGGUGGAGCUCUACUCGACUAUCGGACUAAGGACGGCAGUACUGCCAUGCACCGAGCUGUUGAAAAGAACUCCUUAGAAGCAGUCAAAACAUUAUUAGAACUUGGAGCGUCACCAAAUUAUAAAGAUGGCAAAGGAUUAACGCCUUUAUAUCUAUCAGUAACAAACAAAACCGAUCCUUUAUUGUGUGAAACGUUACUCCACGAUCAUGCAACGAUAGGAGCCACUGAUUUACAGGGAUGGCAAGAAGUACAUCAGGCUUGUCGAAACGGCUUAGUCCAACAUUUGGACCACCUGCUGUUCUACGGAGCGGAUAUGAAUGGACGCAAUGCAUCCGGAAACACGCCAUUGCACGUAUGCGCAGUGAACGCACAAGACUCCUGCGCGAGACAAUUACUCUUCAGAGGCUGUGACAAAGAAUCGUUGAACUUUGCCAACCAGACACCAUACCAGGUCGCAGUUAUAGCUGGAAAUUUAGAAUUGGCAGAGGUGAUAAAGAAUUACAAAUCAGAAGAAGUUGUGCCGUUUCGCGGUCCACCGCGCUACAACCCGAGGCGCCGCUCGGGCGCGUGGGGCGGCUGGUGGAGCGCCGGCGACCGCUCGUCGCUCGCCUCGUCUACGCGCAUUCCCGCCGAGCUGGACGCGAUGCUGCGGCGCCCGCCCGGCGCCACGCACUCGCCCUGCAGUCUCGAAAGGCCCUUCUCCUCCGCCUCCUCGAGCAUCAGCGACGCGAGCCAUCCCAGCCACGAGGACGACGCUAGCAUACUCACAGAUAAGAGCGCGGGCGACACUAGCGACAUCAUCUCGGACUCGAGCGGCGUGGGCACGAGCACGUCCGACACCACCACGUGCUCGCUGCAGCCGCCCGGCGCCACCGUCGUGUGCCUCACGCCCUGCGAGCCCGGCGCGCCCGGCCAUCUGCGCCUCAAUCAGGGGGACAUCAUCGAAGUAACGGGAGCAACAGAUGAUGGUCUACUGGAGGGUACCGUGCGAGGGUCGGCAGCUAGUGGGCUGUUCCCAGCGCACUGCGUGCAGGAAGUGCGGCUGCGGCAAAACGCACACCUACACCAGGUCCUUUCAUCGGGACCGAUCCACCAUUCUCGGGUGACAGGUCGGAGAGAGAUGGCGCUGAGUAAAACUUACAGUGCUACUGCACCUAGGAUAAAGAAAACGUACGGCAACAUGGAGACGCGCACGGUGGUGCUGCACCGCGCGCGCCGCGGGUUCGGCUUCGUGCUGCGCGGCGCGAAGGCGUCGUCGCCGCUCAUGGAGCUGCGGCCGUCCGAGCGCUGCCCCGCGCUGCAGUACCUCGACGACGUGGACGCGGGCGGCGUGGCGGACCGCGCGGGCCUGCGCAAGGGGGACUUCCUCGUCGCGAUCAACGGCGAGGACGUGUCUGCGGCGUCGCACGAGCAGGUGGUGGAGCUCAUCCGCGGCUCCGGCGCGCUCGUCUCCAUGACCGUCGUGUCGCUGGCGCACGCAGUCAGCAACGAGACCAACACGUGCACAGUGCCUACGAGUAAAUCACAAAAUCAACUGUCGAGUUCCGGACGACCGUAUGCCGCGACAUUACCAAGGAAAGCGGCGGGUGGCCGCAGCCCCGCCCCCGCGCCCCCCCGCCGCGACCCGCGCACCACGCUCAGCGUGGGCCGCGCGCGCGCCAAGUCCAUGGUCGCCGGCCUCGAAAAUGGGGGUGAAAAGGAAGAGAGCUGCGAACCUUUAAGUGUUGCUGGCAAGUCGUCGUCUGCUGAAUCAGUUCAGUUACACGGGGGCAGCAAUAGCGGCCCGCCGGCGGCCGGCACGCCGCCCGCGCCGCGCACGGCGUCCAUCCGCGCGCGCCCCGCGUCCGGCCGCAUCACCGCCGCCGAGCUCGAGGAGCUGUUCCAGCGACAGGCCGGCGCCGACAACGCCAGCAGCAGUAGCGCUAUGAUGACGCGGUCCGCCUUCCAGGGCGGCUCUGGCUCCCCGCCCGCCUCGCCUGCGCGUUCGCGAGUCUACGCCUCUGUCGCCGAAAUGAAGCGGAACAAGGGCAAGGUAUGGAGCAAGUCGGCGUCCCUGCGGCGCGACUUCCACUCCACGCCAGACCUGGCGGCGGAGCUGACGGCGCACCCGCCGCGCACGCGCUCCAGCGAGGACGUGCACGGCCCGGCGCGCGGCCCGCCGCCGGCCGAGGCGCCGCCGCCGCCGCCCGGCGCGCCCGCCUCGUCCUUCCGCCCCGCCGCGCCCGCCAAGCUGUACGCGUCCCCGCGCGACCUGGCCGCCGUCGCCUACCGCCCCGCCGCCGACCAGACCGUGCGGGGCGCGAGUGCGAGCGCGCCGCGACAGUGGGCGGGCCGCGCGCGCGCCGCGUCGGCCGACGACGCCGCGCACCAGUACGCGCAGCCCAUCAACCUGCACAAGGGGUUCACGAGACAGAGCUCUACGCCCGCGCCGCCCAUCCCGGAGCCCGACUACAGCAUGUCGGAGUCGGACGACGAGGCGCCCAAGCGCGCCGGCGAGCCGCCCGGGGAGACCAGCGCCAACAGCAACACCAGCGGCAGCAGCUCCGGCUCCGGCUCGAUGCAGCACUCGUUCUCCGUCGACGAGAUCCAGAAGAUCCGCACGCGCCUCAAGUCGUCCAAGUCGUGCGGCGACGAGCUGGCGGGCGAGCGCGACGACGGCGACAACUCGUCGUCCGGCGUGUCGUCCGACCAGGAGGCGCAGGCGCGGCCGCGGCGCGACAAGGUCUCCUUCUGCAGCUCCGUCACCGUAAAGUCGUCCAACGACGUCAUCAGCACCGAGCCCGUGCACAGCUCCAGCGAGAGCCUGGCGCCGGCCGCCAUGGCGCGCCACAACUCGCUGACGCGGCGCCGCGCCGCCGCCGCCGUGAUGCGCGCCGGCGCCGCGCGCGGCCGCUCGGCCGCCGAGCGCCUCGGCGUCGACCCCGAGCGCGCGCCCGGCCGGCGCCGCGCCGCCGUGUCGCUGGCCGAGCUGCCGCCGCCGCCCGAGGAGCCGGCCGGCGAGCCGCCCGGCGCGCCGCCCGUGCUGGCGCCGCCGCCGCAGUUCAGCGACCGCGUGCGCGUCGUGGCCGCGCUGCCCAAGCUGCACUAGCCGCGCCGCCCGCCCGCGCGAGCGCCUCAAGCCAAAGAUUAUAUAUUUAUUGUCGACGUCGGAAGUCGUAAUACAUUCCUCGGCCGUCGUGUCGUGCCUCCCGCGUCGCGGUCUCCUCGUAGUCUCCGAGUGUCAAAGUUUAACCUCUCGCUGAAUUCGCUCAUUCGCAUCUAUUCGCCCCCCCCCCUUCCCCCGCAACCGAGUGCCAUCGUAUCUAUGAUUUUGUAAUAUUUUUAUAUAUAUUUGUAAAUAUUUUACGAGAGCUAUUUUGAGUGUCGAAAGAGUGGACUGGGUACUUGUAUAUACAAAAAUAUAUCCGGCCAACGAAAACGAUAUAUAAGAAUAUGAUAUAAUCGCAAUAUUUAUAAGUAAAGUUUAUUAUUAUUAUUGAAUUUUAUUCAAGUUUAAAAGAAAAAUUGAUUUAUUUCAUUCGUCCAUGAAUAUAUCGAGAGGUCCACUCUUUUGACGGAAAGGGAAUAUUCAACUUAUAAGAGGCCGAAGCCGUCAACUUAAAUGUGUUCUCAUCGAGACUAGUGCUCAUUAAAAAUUCAAUGCUUUAGUGCGUCAUCCGUUCCAUUAUAAUGUAAAUUUUUAUAUUAGGUCUUUCGCUGUACUAUGAUUUCAAUAGAAACAUAUUUAGGAUUCAUAUAGAAAAUUAAAGCAUUCAAACGUCACAAACGAAAAUACAAAUAAUCACAAUAUCUAAUAGAUGGCCGCCCCCACAUUUGAAUUUUUAAAAGCAUUGAUUAAUACUAAAUCUUAAAAAAUAAAACUUCAAGAUGGCGAUAAAAGAUAAAACAAUUUUAAAUCAGUUUUUACUGAAAUCGUAGUACAUCAUAGAAUCAAAUAAUACGAAUAUAUUUAACACCAAUAUUAAAAUUUUAUACUCCAAUUAUUUGCGUCUCUUUUAGGUUAGAAAGCACGCUGCGUAAUUUUCGUAUAGAUAAAAAAAAACUACGCAUAUGAUAAGACGUGUUGAAUUAAUUUUCAUUUUGAAAAUUUAUAAAACUGUCUAACGCGCGUUAGUAAAAGUAACGUAUUGUAAAAAAAUCUCCAUUUUUCGUCUCUUGUACUGUUAUUAUUAAAUAUUUCGGUAAAAUAAUAAUAAUAAUAACACGGAAUAUAGAACUUUUGUAUAUAGAUAAUACAAAAAUUUCUAGCUUCAAAUUAAAAUCUUAAACAUAUACCGGAGAUUAUCGGUCUAAAAUAAAAAUUUAUAUCUCACGCAGCUUUGCUUUUAGCUUAGAAAAAACGGCCGCAAUAUCAGCCUAAAUACGCUAUUUUAUUAUAGCACAUAUUACAGAGUACUAAAGUUCAAAUUCAACAGGCCUGGAUAAUUUGCAAUUGAAAAUGUCGGCUCAGCGACGUUACUAUUUAGGAAUUGCCUGAGAAUGGAAUUAUAUUUUCAAUAUUCUAGAUUUGAGUGUACACAGGGUUAGGUGGUUUUCCUUUAUACCCUCACUUUUGAUAAUUAUUAUACAAUAAUAAAGAAUUAUAGAAAAUUAAACUUAAGCUCGUCAUUGAACAGAUAUUAAAAUUCGUAACUUUGAUAGACUGGAGUAAAAGAGAAUUGAAAUAGGUAUAGCUUAAUGAUAGCCUAGAUAAUCCACCCUGUGUAUACUCGGGGUAAUAUUAGCUAAAUUGUAGCAAAUAACAAAUUAGCUCAAGUCGAAACAUUUAGCGGGUUUAAUAGGACCCAAUUUAUAUUAUUAGCACAAUCAAUUAAUUUCUAUUAAUUAUUAUUGAGUUAUAAUCUUCUUGUCAUUAAUUUAAGUUGUAUAAAAUGUAUUGUCUACUUAAGGCAUAGAUAGGAUAGUAGUAAUUAUAUUAGGGCAAUACUGACGAUUCUAGAAUAACUGAACGGGAAAGCGGACUGUCUUUGGAUUGAAACUGAAUUUUUACUCGGAUAUCUGUAUAUAAUUAUAAGUUGAAAUUUCGUUGGAAUUUUUAUAUUAUUUAUAAUCUUGUUGUUUUUGGAUAUGUUAAUUUAUCGAAUAAUUUUAUUACAAACAGUAUAACAUUAAAAAUAUUUAUAGCCAGUAAUGAUUCAGUUCAUAAUUCAGGACGUGAUCGCUGCAUUUUUGUAUAAUAUAUACCAACAAUUGUGUUUUACGUUUCAUUUGAAUCUCAGUAUCGGACGUGUAACUACAACUUGGUAUACUUUCAAAUGAAAAUUAAAUGUUUCAUCACUCA
This is a messenger RNA of Nymphalis io (European peacock), 6093 nucleotides long. RefSeq names its product protein shank (gene Prosap). NCBI's taxonomy places the organism in Eukaryota, Metazoa, Arthropoda, Insecta, Lepidoptera, Nymphalidae. Bases 283 to 3900 code for a protein of 1205 amino acids. Gene Ontology annotation, cellular component: postsynaptic density; dendritic spine; postsynaptic membrane. Gene Ontology annotation, molecular function: synaptic receptor adaptor activity; ionotropic glutamate receptor binding. The transcript is spliced from 24 exons. The record is from RefSeq and is a predicted model, not a curated record.